CACUGCAUUUCCUGCCAGCUUCCUCGUUCUCUCCCAGCACUGAUAAGAAAAGAGGAUGAAAAGUUUGGGUGCAGAUCUCUUGCCCCCACUCUGGUAAUGGGAUUUUGGUUUAUCUCAGUCUCCUGCAUCUUUUUCUUGUGCCUCUCUCCCAUUAGUUUGAACAUGUCCCAAAUCCUGGAGGGAUCUGAGCUUGGAUAAAGGUCUCAGUCCUGAAUCACAUUUUAGGUGAAGAUUUCUCCUGGAGUUUGGCUCUCCCAUCUUCUGGCUGUGUCUGGAAGAGGCAUCAGUGGAAUCAUGAGCAGGGAUGGUGUUUGGACUCAGCCUUGGGGAAUCUCCAGUAGAAAGAUCUCCAAACUGACCCCCAUGGUCCGAGUGGAUGUGGAUUUUUUUUUUUUUAAUGGAAAAAAAAAGAGAUUGUGAAAAUCCUCCUCAUCCCCUGGAAUUGACUUGCUCUUGGAAGGAUGUGGACAAGAGCUGGGAAGCAGCCUGGAAGCUCCUCACCCGUUUAUCAGUCGAUGGGUGUGCUGAAAAACUGAGCCAGGUAAUUCCUGAUCAAUACCAGCCUCUGAUUCAGGCGUGUGGGCUCAGGAAAAAUGAAGGGAUGCAGUCUGGACCUCUCCCAGUCACAGGAAAUUACAGCACAGAGAGUUUAUGGAAAGAGAAACAAAACAGCCCUGACUGCAAGCUGAACUCCGUAUCAGGAAAAGAAAAUUUCAAUUCAGGAGACACCUUGGCUGAACAUCAGUUCCAGCUGAAAACAGCGCUGCUGUGGUGGAAAUGCUCCCGAGGGGUUUUCCAAGACGGGGUUUUCCAAAGCCUGCGUGUCUGCGGCUGCCGCCCCAUCCCUGCGAGCUGCAGUGCGGGGUUUUGCCAUCAGAUGGCAAAGCAGCGAUGGGGAAUGGUGGGAAGCACCUGCCGGAGGAUGCCACAGCCACGGGAGGGGGCACUGGGUGGCCAAAAGGAGCUUUGGUGUCCGAUCUGGGUGCAGUUUGUAGGUGUUGGGCUGGCUCUGGUGGGAGAUUUUCCAUCCCUGGGUGAGGCUGAGCGGGAGCCAUGGGAGUGGGAAGGAUUUGGGGCAAGAGCUGGUUCGUGUUUUAGGGUGGAAGCACGAGCUGUCUGAACCCAGGGUGGGUUCAGGGAUGUUUCAGCCCAGCCAUGCCCAGGGUUGUGCAGGAGCCUGACAUUGCCAUGUCCCAGAGUGCCUGUGGCCCCCCAGGAUCCGCCCGGGAGCUGCAGGGCACUCUGCUUCCUGCACUGAAACCCUGCUCAUCCAAGAAAGCUGUGACUUCCCCUCACAGAAACAACCCAGAGGAGCCCAUUUCGGGCAUCACACCCAGUAAAAAACAAGAAACCAAACCAAACCCAAAGGCAAACAGCUGCCUGAGAUAGCUGGUCUCAAAGGGCAGUGCUUACAGCAGGUGACAGGUGAUUCUAUGUUGUUUUGCUGCUACUUGUCAUAAGGAAAUUGCUUUCUCCUCCAGUGAAACUCACGCCCGUUGAUCUGCACCACGAGGGUGGUGAUAGCGGGGAUCCCAGGCGGAAGCCUUGGCUGCUCUCCUACCUGGAUGGCUGCUAAAAAUAGGAGUGAACUCAGCCACCAGGGUAUAAAAAGGCACCUCCCAGGAGAGCCUGGGAUCCCUCAGCGCCCGUGGCCCAGGAGCUCAUCUUGAGCUGUGUCCAAAGGAGCACAAAAAGUGAUGGAAAGCAGCACUCGGGCUCCGGCUGAGGAGAUGCCUCGGUGGGAUGUGGGGCGGCAGCCGUCGGGCAAGAUCCUCUCUCUGGACAGGCGAGAGGCCAAGAAGGUGCUGGAGAUUUAUGUCAGGCGCUCACUGAGCUGCCAUGAAAACUCACUGGUGGCCAAAAAAACCCUCCAGGAGAAAGACAGAGGGCGAGGGAGGAAAACGGAUGGGCUACAACGGUCAGAAAGUGAUUUCUGCACGUACUCAAGUGCCAAACCCAGCCCCAGGAAGGACCAGGAGGAGAGACUCAAAACACCAGACCUGGAGGAGACUUUGGGUGAUGACAGCAAAGCCGCCCAGGAGGUGCCUAAAGAGGGGCUGAAAGCCAAGAGGAAAAGCACAAAGAACUCUUCCCAGAGCAAAACACAGCGCUCGGGUUCAAAACCAGUCUGGCUGAAAGGUUUCCUAAAUCUCUUCUUGAAGAAGAGCCCUGAGGACCAGAAGGAAAACACAGGGCAAAAAGCAAAGGAGAAAGAUGUCAAAAAUCAGGGCUCCAAACCAGAAGGAGCCAAAAAACACAGAGUAGACUCCAGCACGUCCCCAGCGCUGGGCAGAGCCCUGAAGAAGAAACCCAGCCUCAAGAAGGUUUUCUCCCUGAAGAAGCACGGGGAGGAGGAGCGGGGAGAGCCGGGAUCCGGGGCGAGGAGCAAGCGCCCCAGCUGCCUUCCCCUGCGGCACGUCCUGGCCCCAGCCCAGCCAGAGGCGGAGCAGCCCGACGGAUGCUACACCCAGGUGUCCCAGGACAUCGGGCUGAUCGUGCAGGGCGGCGAGAGCCGGGGGGACACAGCAGGAGAGCGUGGGGAGCCCCCAGAGCCCCCCGGCACCGACGGGGUCGAUGAAGCCAUCAAGAGAAUUGUUGCUCUGCUCCGGAGUGCAGGAGAUGAGCUGGACAGGGAGGUGAGGGAGGACGCGCGGCUGCAGCUGUUCUUCAGGGACAUGUCCUACAGCUCCUUCAAGAACCUGGCUGACGCCUACGUGCAGAGGGAGCUGACAGCCAGCAGGCCCAACGUCAACCCCCAGGAGAUCCAGUUUGCCUACACGGUCCAUCUCACCGCCACGGUGGCGGGGAUCUGCAGCCAGGCAGUGAACAGGAUCAUGGGCUUCGGCACCCGAUACCUGGAUGAUUCCUUCGCACCCUACGGCAAAAUUCUCCAGCAGAACAGAGAAAAGCUCAGGACAGACCACUGUGACAGCCCAGACUGACAGCUGCUGCGAGGGGCCCGUGGUGCCUGGGAAGCCAAGGAUGAACAUUUGUGGUGGGAGGACAAUCCCUGAUGGUGACCUGGAUGUGGAGCGACCUUCUGAGCUGUGGAUUUAAAAUCUUUUCAGGAGAACCAACAGUGUGAAAUGCUUGAACUCCACCUGUCUGGGGUGAAAAGUCAGUAAAUCAAACAGAGCCCAAAUUUCACCCUGUAUUUAUAUUUUAGUUCCUGCCAACUGCUUGUGUUGAACCUCAGGGGUUGUUGCUGUUUGUACAUAUGUAUUUAUUUACCUGUUUUCUAAAUGUAUUUGUGAAUGUACAGCAUAAUUUUUGUAGUUUCUGCUACCAGCCAAGAAUCCAGUUUGAAAAAAAUUCUAAAACUCAAAUAAAUUGGUGCCUAA
Molecule: messenger RNA, 3341 nt
Organism: Passer montanus (Eurasian tree sparrow)
Lineage: Eukaryota; Metazoa; Chordata; Aves; Passeriformes; Passeridae
Gene: BCL2L14
Product: BCL2 like 14
Exons: 6
Coding region: 1698-2942 (414 amino acids)
Biological process (GO): regulation of apoptotic process
Source: RefSeq, a predicted model, not a curated record